AUGAUCACACCAAAAGAAGUUCACUUUGUUGUAUUUGUUCAUGGAUUAUGGGGAAAUACUGGACAUUUAAAAUAUUUUGUUGAAGAAUUUAAAAAGAGACAUGGUGAAAAUUUGAAUUCUGAAUGUAAUGAAUCAGGUUAUACCUAUGAUGGUAUAGAUGUUUGUGGUGAUCGAUUAAUUAAAAAGGAAGAAAAGAUUAUUCAAGAAAAUAAUAAUUUUAAAAUUACAAAAUUUUCAAUAAUCGGUUAUUCACUUGGUGGUUUGAUAGCAAGAUAUGCCAUUGGUGAACAAUUACAAUUUGUUGAUAAUUAUGAUAACAAUGAACCAUUAUUAUUAAUAAUGUCAAAUCCAGAUAAAAUAUAUUACAAAGCUCUUUCACUAUUUAAGUAUAAAAGAGUAUAUGCAAACACCACGAAUGAUAGAACUGUGCCUUAUUGGACUGCUUCAAUUUCAAUAAUUAAUCCAUACAGGUCAUUAUCAAAAAAACCACAAAAAAAUUCAGCAAUUAAAAAAUUAAUUGGAUUUAUAAAAAGAUUCUUCCUAUUUACAGUGGUUGUGCCAAUUUUAUUUCCAUUUUGGUUUGUUAUAGUUUUUAGUACUGUAACGAUACAAGGAAUCAAAUCAAGAAGAAGAGUAAAGAGAAUUUUGAAAAGAAAAAAAAUCAUUGAUGGCAAUGAACAUUCAACAUUUAAUCAUCACACAAAACUUGCAAUAAAUACCUCUAAUAUGGAGGAAGAAGCUAUAGAAACUGCAAUGAAUAUUAAAAAUAUCCUACCACAAAGUCAACCACCUUCUCCAACAUUAUUAGUAUCAGAUAUCGAAAGCAACAACAGUAAUAGCACCAAUAGUGAUGAUAAUAACGAAUUUAAUUCAAUGAUAAAUUCCUCAACACCCUUACAGUCAUCUCAAGUUACACUAUCUAAAGCUCAAUCAGACAGUUGUAAAUAUUUAAAUAAGUUAGAAUGGGAAAAAUAUUCCGUCUAUCUUGAUGUAAUGAAUGCUCAUGCUGCAAUCAUUGUUAGAAAUAAAUUGCAGGGUGCUGCUGGUAAAGAAGUUUUAAAACAUUUUAUAGAAGUAUUUGAUACAUAA
Messenger RNA from Entrophospora candida, 1089 nucleotides. NCBI's taxonomy places the organism in Eukaryota, Fungi, Glomeromycota, Glomeromycetes, Entrophosporales, Entrophosporaceae. The record is from the annotation of a GenBank genome assembly.